AUGGUUGCUAGACUUCGAUUGGUUUUUUUCUCUUGGUUUGUUUUGAGUGUUGAAUGGUUGUAUGGUUACGAUUGGUCUAUCAUAGUACAUCCAUCAUUACAUGCGAUGUCGUUGGUGCGCUUUGUUAUUCCUAGUCGAUGUGGUUCGCUUUCAGAGUGGCUUACUAUUGGUAGUCGGGAGUUCAUUUGGGUUCCUACAUAUUGUCCUGUUUUCUCAAAGCCACUGAGAAGAAAACAUUGA
Cercopithifilaria johnstoni is the source of this 240-nucleotide messenger RNA. NCBI's taxonomy places the organism in Eukaryota, Metazoa, Nematoda, Chromadorea, Rhabditida, Onchocercidae. The record is from the annotation of a GenBank genome assembly.